This is a messenger RNA of Xyrichtys novacula (pearly razorfish), 3444 nucleotides long. The record is from the annotation of a GenBank genome assembly. NCBI's taxonomy places the organism in Eukaryota, Metazoa, Chordata, Actinopteri, Labriformes, Labridae.
UAACUGCCGUUGCCGUGGCUACCAUGUGAGUCCGGAAGUGACCCUGUACAACAACGAAACAUGGCUGUGCAAAGCUGGAUUGAGAUCCUGAAAACGUCAAAGAAAACUGCCUUAAUACACGACGGUGAGCAAAUUCAUCUAUUCUUACUAAAGAUUCAUUUAUCUUUUCUGUAAAACUACCUUUGUGCUUUUUAAACGAAGUUGCUUCCUCUUACUUCUCGCGGUUGAGCCAGUGUCACGAAGCAACAAGCAAACGACACAACUUUGAGUGUAUAGCAUCUAAAACAAGUUAUUUAGAAAAGAAAAAACACUAAAACAUCUACAUGUUUGCCAAUAUAAGACAUCUCUUGACGAGAAAAAGACCUUAAAAUAAGAACAAUAGGACUUUGUUCCCUCUCAGUGUCUUCUAAGGCUGUAAAAGUGUCUUACCUAAACCAUCAUCUCUGCUUUUAUCAUAACACACCUUACAAAGUGUUAAUGUGACUUUUUAUUGAACAACACUGGUUGCUAUUUAAAGAAAUUAAGAUUUUAUUUUUUGAACAUGUGCAUUUGAUGUUAUCAAAGAGGCAUACGGACUCAUUUUGACAUAUAAAUAUAUACCCCUGGGCUACAGUGACUGCAGUUUGCAUUUUGUUGAAUCAGAAACACAUUAUGGUUUUUGUUUAGUUUACAGGGUCUUUUGCUAUUUUAUUUAGGUUUUUCCAGUUGAUUGAGUCUUUACAUAUUUCACCUCCAGGAAAAAGAAAAAUCCACUACCUUUUUAAAGAUGGUAAUGAAAUGGCUGAAGAGUAUGAUUUAAAAACAGAUGAGCUCCUCGGUAAGCAACAAUGUCAGAAAUUUCACACAAUAGCAAGUAGCUGAAUUUCACAAGCAUGUUUUUGAUCAUUACCUUCAAACUUUUUGAACCUUUUCAGUGAGAAAGUGGCGUGUGAAAAGCACACUCGGAGCUCAGGGCCAAUGGCAGGUAGAGGUUGGAGAACCAACUGCAGGACCUGCCGCUUCUUUGGAUUCAGAGGUGAUCAAGGAGAACUGCUCGAAUGUAAGUUUUCUUCUGUUAACUUAGAAGUUAGACUGAAACUUUUGAGUUUUUUCAUCUGAUUGCCUUUUAUAAAAACAUUUGUAAAUAUCAUGCCUGUCAAAAAAAUUAAUGUUUCUCUACCCACAGCCUGUAUUCAUACGUAAGGACACAAAAAGCAGUUUUCAGUGGAGAAUUCGCAACCUCCCCUACCCCAAAGAUGUCUUCUGUGUCACUGUGGAGCCAUCUGAGAGAUGCAUCAUCAUAAAAACCUCAAACAAAAAGUAAAUUCCUCAGAAAGACAGCUUUCUGUCAUUGCUGCUGUUGGUUUUAUCAAUGUAGUCCUCACAUGCUACCCAUAGAUGGCACUGUUCACAAUACAUUACUCUAUAAAGUAACCUUUGAAACCAACAACAGUCUCUCCCUGUUUUCCUAGGUAUUAUAAGAAGUUCAGUAUCACUGAUUUAGAUCGUAUUCAGCUUCCACUGGACGGCUCCGCCCUCAGCUUCACACAUGCCAACAACACUCUCAUUGUCAGCGUAAGUCCACAUCAAGCAAUCUGUACCGACAUUGUUUUUCAUCCCUUUGGUUAUCUAUCGUACGACUUUAAAUCAAAGGAACUGUGCAUUAAAGGCUAUUUUUUAAAGGUUUUUAUUGUUUCCGAUUUUAUUUAUCUGGAAAUACCAUACUGAAAGACCUGAAAACUAAAAUCUUAACAGUCUGAGUAUAUCAACAUAUAGAAAGUGAUUUCUCCAAAACUUUUAGGCACACAUGCAUGAGAGUCUGCAACAACAUUUAUUUCUAUACAUGUUUAACUUUGUUUGUCAUAGCAUUUAACGUAAAUCGUAAGAAUAAAAAAAAAAAUUCUCAUGUUUUGAGCUUGAAGAUUUACUCUGUGGUCUUGUUUCUUGUUUGCCUUCAUGGUAAAGUUUUUUUUUUAUCCCACUGACCAAUUUCUUUUUUUAAUUCUUUUAAUGAUGUACACUUCUUUGCCAUGAUUACUGAGCAGGAAUUAAAGGAGGAGGACAGAGCGGAUAUGGAAGUAAUUAUAUUUCUUUUCUGUUUUCCAGUACAAGAAACCCAAGGAGGUGUUAACCCUUGAACAGGAGCUGCUAAAGGAAUUGAAAAAGCUGAAGGGGACCAGUGAUGGGGACAUGGACUGCAAAACUCAGUGAUUUUGGACAGCGGAGGUGGAAGAAUAGUUCUGUUUCUCACAUUUAAUGCAGAACCUGAUUGCGUCAUUUUGCAGUCUUAUUCAGGCUCUCACUUACUAAUAUUAAGUGAGUCCCUGCAUUAAGAAGUUCUUUUCACAGGGCCUGUCAACUUUUCAACACAAGUAAUUGUGUUUACAAAUUGAAGUUUAUUGAUUAGAUAAACUCUCUAAAUUCACUGCCUUUGAUAUUUGAUUCAGAAGUAUUGAGUUUAAUCAGUCACUCCUGGUUUAACUUCAGUCAUUUUCAACUUUGUUGCUGAGCCACAAAUGUUUUUCUAAAUUAUAUCUCUCACAGAAAAGUUUUUCACAAUUAGCAAAAACAAAGUUCGCAUCACAACAAUGUCUAUUUUUACUUCUUGUUACUAAACCAUGAAUCUAUUUUGAUGAGGGUCACAUAACCUACUGCCCCCCCACCCCCUUUCAUGGAUGUCCUUGUAAAACACUCAAAACACACAAUGCCCCAUCCCUGUUCGUUCCGGGGUCACUGUUACGAGGAAAUCCCAUUUGUGUUAACUGAAUACCCUCAUGUUCCCUGCAUGUAGUGGGCCACCCUGAAAGCCAUUACUGAAACUCUGGUCAGUGAGCAAGCUAUAGUGUUACUGUUUCCCCUUACAGCAUAGUGUCACCCCGACCCUAUGGUUUGCAGAUCAAACAAGUUCAAACACAACAAAUAAAUCGGUGCAAUAUUUGCAUGACUUUGUUUCUAACUGAUUUUGUGUAAAUGUUUUACUUACAUACAGAUAGUAUUUCAUAUUUUUUAAUUUCUUAAGUCUUUGUGUAUUGAUAUGAUGGCCAAAAAUAACUGUUCAGUUUCAUGUUUCAAAAAUUUAAAUGAGCAAAAGUACAAAAACACUCUCCAGUAAGAAAUACUUAGACAGUGGAUAAAAAAAGAACAGGUUUAUAAAAGAGAUAAUGGCAUUUAAAUAUAGAUUGUUUUGACCUUGUGAUUCCUUGCAUUUUUUACUGCUUGUCCAAACCCAGAGAGCAAGUGCAAAAAAGCAGAGACGAAACCACAGGUUUCUCGCACUAUUGUGCUUUGUCUUCUCUCAAAUGGAAAAGAUAGGAAGCAUUUGAACCCGCUCCGUGUUGUUGUUUUGCAAGUUCUGAUGAGUUUUUCUUUUAGGAGAAAUAAGUGCAUACUCAUUUGGUAUUGUUUAACGUUUGAAUUAAAAAGAAUUUGAGUUUUAAAUCUACUUGAAUAUCUAAGACUCCUUAA